Molecule: messenger RNA, 1390 nt
Organism: Quercus robur (English oak)
Lineage: Eukaryota; Viridiplantae; Streptophyta; Magnoliopsida; Fagales; Fagaceae
Product: outer envelope pore protein 37, chloroplastic
Exons: 6
Coding region: 87-1106 (339 amino acids)
Biological process (GO): monoatomic cation transport
Cellular component (GO): chloroplast outer membrane
Molecular function (GO): monoatomic ion channel activity
Source: RefSeq, a predicted model, not a curated record
UUCAUAACAUAAUUCAAAUUCACUCCAAACCAGACUCUCUGUCUCUCUCUCUCUGUCUCUCUCUCUCAUACACCAAACCAAACCCAAUGGUGGAUUCAACAUCAGACCCACCUCCCCCGUACCCCAACCAGCUGGUCCCACGAAUAUCUCCUCCUCCUCCAUCACUACCACCACCACCACCACCGCCACCACAACCACAAGCACAGCCCUGCAAGUUCACGUUCCCUGCUCUAACGAGGCCCCCCAUAAGAGUAACCACCGAGUUCGACAGUGACAGCUUCCUCUUCUUCCAUAAAAUCUCUUGCAAGUUCCUUGACAACUUGGCCAAGCUCAAGCUCUCUUUCCAAAACGAUAGCCAGGGCGAGAUUAUCCAACCCCAACUCAGCUUCAUCACCAAACACCUCUCUGUUCACUACGAUUUUGAGGAAUUCAAUGCUCUCCUCAAAUCCUCUCUCCAGCUCGGUUCUAGGUUGCAGCUUCGUGCUCUCCACGAUGUCAAGGCACAUCAAGGAGAGCUGUCAAUGGUUGCAAACAUUGCUGAUCCUGGCUAUGCAUUUGAAUUGACAUCUCCAGUCCCGUCUAGUGUGCCCAGAGCAACCCUUAAAUUUCCCCUUGGUGAAGUAUCAUUAGAAGAAAGAGAAGAGGAGGAAGUCAAAAGAACAUUGUCUGUGAAUGGGAUUUUUAAAGGCCAUAUUUUGAAUGGAGUCUGCACUGCUCAAUACAAGGAUGAAGAUUUGAAUCUAAGAUAUGCCUACAAGGACGAGCAAUUGUCAUUCAUCCCAAGUGUUUCUUUACCUUCAAAUGUAUUUUCAUUUGCAUUCAAGCGCCGGUUUGGUCCUUCAGAUAAAUUGAGCUACUGGUACAAUUUUGAUUCCAAAUACUGGAGUGCUGUGUACAAGCACGUACAUGGCAAAGACUUCAAGUUUAAAGCUGGUUAUGAUUCAGAGGUGCGCCUUGGCUGGGCCUCUCUUUGGGUUGGAGAUGAAGGUGGCAAAGCAAAGACGGCUCCAAUGAAGAUGAAAGUUCAAUUCAUGCUCCAAGUGCCACAAGACAACAUUGGCUCUUCAGCCUUGAUGUUCCGUGUCAAAAAAAGAUGGGACAUAUGAUCUAAUUCUGGACAGCCUGUUCUCCUUUCUUAUACAUUAAAUAUUGGUUCUAUAUGGUAGCGCAGCUUGUUACAUCACGGCCCGUUGUACUGAUGCUUGUUGCUACAUAAUAAACAUCGUAUGGUUGUUAUUCUCUUUGAAAUUAGAGCUUUAGUGGCCAUCAUGUGACAGGAAGACCAUAUAGAAUUUUAAGAGAAUUCCAAAUUUCCAACAACAUAAAGCUAUCUCCUGAUGCAAUGACGUUCAUUGCUAAUUUUUUAUGCAUAGAAUUUUCUAUUUUAUAA